Cheilinus undulatus (humphead wrasse) is the source of this 4938-nucleotide messenger RNA. RefSeq names its product vitellogenin-1-like. The transcript is spliced from 33 exons. The record is from RefSeq and is a predicted model, not a curated record. Bases 1 to 4938 code for a protein of 1645 amino acids. Lineage: Eukaryota; Metazoa; Chordata; Actinopteri; Labriformes; Labridae. Gene Ontology annotation, biological process: lipid transport. Gene Ontology annotation, molecular function: lipid carrier activity.
AUGAGAGUGGUAGUGCUUGCCCUGGCUCUGGCCCUUGUGGGUGAGUAUGAAUCCUAUUUUUAUACUCCUGAAUUUGCUCCCAGUAAGACCUAUGUGUACAAGUAUGAGGCGCUGCUCCUCAGUGGACUGCCAGAGGAAGGUUUGGCAAAGGCCGGGCUCAAAGUCAGCAGCAAAGUUCUCCUCAGUGCUGAGGCCGACAACAUCUACAUGCUGAAGCUUGCGGAAACAGAGCUUUAUGAGUACAGCGGCAUCUGGCCAAAGGAUGCUCUUGUCCCAGCAACCAAGCUCACUGAAGCCCUGGCCCCUCAGCUCACGACUCCCAUCAAGUUUGAGUAUGCAAACGGUGUUGUUGGAAAAAUGUUUGCACCCGAGGGCAUCUCAACCUUGGUACUGAAUGUAUACAGAGGUAUCCUGAACGUCCUUCAGCUCAACAUCAAGAAGACACAGAAUGUCUACGAACUGCAGGAGGCCGGAGCUCAGGGUGUGUGCAAGACACUCUAUGCCAUCACUGAAGAUGAAAAGGCCGAUCGCAUUCUUCUGACAAAGACCAGGGAUCUGAACCACUGUCAGGAGAAGGUUGUCAAGGAUAUGGGGUUGGCAUACACUGAGAAAUGUACCAAGUGCCAGCAGGAGUCAAAGAACCUGAGAGGAGCUACAGCUUACAACUACGUCCUGAAGCCAGUUGCUAACGGUAUCCUCAUCUUGGAGGCAGCAGUCAAUGAGCUGAUCCAGUUUUCACCUUUCUCUGAGAUGAAUGGUGCUGCUCAGAUGCAGACAAAGCAAUCUUUGGUGUUCCUUGAGACUCAGAGGGCCCCUAUUGUACCCAUCAGUACUGAGUAUCUUCAUCGUGGAUCUCUGAAGUACGAGUUCUCCACUGAGCUCCUUCAAACACCCAUUCAACUUAUCAAGAUCACCAACGCUCAGGCUCAGAUUGCUGAGGUUCUGAAUCAUCUGGUCACCCACAAUGUUGAGAGAGUCCAUGAGGAUGCCCCUCUGAAGUUUUUGGAACUCAUUCAGCUCCUUCGUGCAGCUCGUUAUGAAGAUCUGGAAAUGCUCUGGAGCCAGUACAGAACCCAGCCCGCCUACAGACAGUGGAUCUUGGAUGCCAUCCCUGCCAUUGGAACUCCUGCUGCUCUAAAAUUCCUCAAGGAGAAGUUUUUCGUUGAUGACCUGACUGUUGCUGAGACAGCCCAGGCUUUGGUUGCAUCUAUGCACAUGGUGACAGCAGACAUUGAGGCCCUCAAGGUUGUUAAGACACUGGCAGUCAACGAAAAAGUAGCAGAGAACCCACUUCUGCGUGACAUCCUCUUCCUUGGUUAUGGUACCAUGGUUUCAAAAUACUGCACCGAAUUGCCUGUCUGCCCUGUUGAUCUUAUUAAGCCCAUCCAGGACCUCCUUGCACAGGCCGUUGCCAGAGGAGAGACCAAAGAUAUCAUCUUGUAUGUGAAGGUUUUGGGUAAUGCUGGUCAUCCUAGCAGCCUUAAGCCAAUCACAAAGGUCCUGCCCAUCCAUGGCACAGCAGCUACAUCUCUGCCCAUGAAAGUUCAUGCUGAUGCCAUCAUGGCCCUGAGGAACAUUGCCAAGAAGGAGCCCAGAAUGAUCCAAGAAUUGGCUCUUCAGCUCUACAUGGACAAGGCUCUUCACCCAGAGCUUCGUAUGCUUGCAUGCAUUGUGCUGUUUGAGACUAGGCCUGCGAUGGGAUUGGUGACAACUCUUGCUAAUAUUGUGAAGUCAGAGAAAGAUCUGCAGGUGGCAAGCUUUACGUACUCUCACAUGAAAUCCCUGACCAGAAGCACUGCUGCUAUCCAUGCCUCAGUGGCUGCUGCUUGCAAUGUUGCUGUCAAAAUCUUGAGCCCAAAGCUGGAUAGAGCAAGCCUCCGCUUCAGCAAAGCCAUCCACAUGGACAUCUACAACAGUCCCUUGAUGCUUGGUGCUGCUGCCAGCGCUUUCUACAUCAAUGAUGCUGCUACCAUUAUGCCCAGAUCUAUUGUUGCCAAAACCAGUGCCUACCUCGCCGGAGCAGCUGCUGAUGUUCUGGAGGUUGGAGUGAGAACUGAAGGACUACAGGAGGCUCUGCUGAAAAACCCUGUACAUCUCGAAAAUGUCGACAGGAUCACCAAGAUGAAGCGUGUCAUUAAGGCUUUCUCUCAGUUCAGGUCUCUUCCUACCAGCACACCUCUUGCCUCUGUCUACAUCAAAUUCUUCGGGCAAGAAAUUGCUUUUGCCAACAUUGACAAAGCCUUGGUUGAACAGGCAAUUGCGAUCGCCACUGGUCCCUCUGUUCAGACACUUGGUUUGAAUGCUGUCAAGGCUCUUCUGUCUGGUGUUUCCUACCAGUAUGCUAAGCCAAUUCUGGCAACUGAGGUGAGACGUAUCCUGCCAACAGCUGCUGGUCUGCCAAUGGAGCUGAGUCUUUACACUGCUGCUGUGGCUGCUGCCGCUGUGCAGGUCAGAGCAGCCACAACACCAGCUCUGCCCGACACCUUCCAUCUGGCUCACCUUCUGAGGACAGACAUUCAGCUUGAGACUGAGAUCAAACCAAGCGUUGCUGUCAACACUUUUGCUGUGAUGGGUGUCAACACUGCCAUAAUCCAGGCUGCUCUGAUCUCAAGAGCUAAACUCAACUCCAUUGUGCCCGCCAAAAUUGCAGCAAGACUUGACGUCAAUGAGGGUAACUUCAAGAUCGAGGCUCUGCCUGUUUCUGUGCCAGAAAACGUAGCUGCCGUACAUGUUGAGACUCUGGCUGUGACAAGAAAUGUUGAGGAUCUUGUGGCUGCAAGAUUCACACCCAUCAUCCCUACCAAAGUCUUGGAGCCCAUCUCAAGGGAGAUGUCAACAUCCUCAGAGAUUGUACAACCAGAUGUGGCAGCUGAGAGGAAGAUUGUGAAACCCAAAGCAGCUCGCUUUGACAAGAAGUACUGUGCCAAAGUCAUUGGACUGAAGAGCUGUAUUAAGGUUGCAACUGACAAUGCUGCUUACCUCAGGAACAUUGAUCUGUACAAACUGGCAGGAAAGCACUCUAUUGUUCUUUCUCUUAAACCAAUCGAAGGUGAAGUCUAUGAGAGGGUGGAGCUGGAGGUCCAAGUUGGACCAAAAGCUGCAGAAAAGCUUAUCAAACAGAUAAACUUGAGCAAAGAGGAAAUUGUGGACAACAGACCUGUCUUGAUGAAGCUGAAGAAAAUCCUGGCUCCUGGAGUAAAGAAUGGCAGUUUGUCCUCCUCUAGCUCCAGCAGUUCUCGCUCAAGCCUCAGCUCCAGCAGUUCCAGCAGAAGCAGCAGUGUCAGCAGCAGAAGCAGCAGUAGUAGUAGCAGCAGAAGCAGCAGUGUCAGCAGCAGAAGCAGCAGCAGCAGAAGCAGCAGUGUCAGCAGCAGAAGCAGCAAACUAACAUCCUCCAGGUCCAGCUCUGCAUCCAACCUGGCAUCUCUCUUCAGCGCUAGCUCAAGCUCCUCCCGCUCAAGUGCCCGUCUCUCCAAGAGCAGAAGCAGUGCUUCAAGCUUUGAGGCCAUCUACAGCAAGAACAAAUUCCUUGGCAGUGAAGUGGCUCCUACCUUCGCUGUUAUUUUCCGUGCUGUCAGAGCUGACCAGAAAGUGUUUGGAUAUGAACUGGCUGUCUACUUGGAGAAACCAACCAGCAGACUUCAGAUUAUUUUGGCUGAUUUGGCAACUGAUAGCAACUGGAAACUCUGUGCUGAUGGAGUUGUGCUUGGCAUGCACAAAGUCACAGCCAAGGUUGCCUGGGGAGCAGAGUGCAAGCAGUAUGACACCAUAAUCACAGCUGAGACUGGUCUUGUUGGUCCAAGCCCUGCGGCUCGUCUCAGAGUUGCCUGGAACGAAUUGCCUUCUGCCCUUAAACACUACGCAAAGAAGGUCUACGACUACAUUCCUGCUUACAUGCCAGCUGGUCUCAUUAAAGAGAAGGAUGAAAACAGCAAAAAGCAGCUCUCACUGACUGUGGUUGCCACAUCAGAGAAGACCCUUGACUUUAUCUGGAAAACACCAACAACCACUGUCUACAAGAUGGCUCUCCAUCUUCCCAUCGCUCUGCCUCUUGAUGAAAUCAAAGGUCUCACCCCCUUUGAUGAGGUUGCCGAUAAAUUCCACUACUUGUAUGCCAAGGCAACAGCAGCUGAAUGUAGCUAUGCCAGAGACACACUGACCACAUUCAACAACAGGAAAUACACCAACGAGAUGCCACUGUCUUGCUACCAAGUUCUGGCCCAGGACUGCACCGAUGAGCUGAAAUUCAUGGUUCUGCUCAAGAAGGAUCACAUCGAACAGAAUCAUAUCAAUGUGAAGAUUUCUGACAUUGAUAUUGACCUGUACCCCAAGAACACCGAUGUGAUUGUGAAGGUGAAUGGAAUGGAAAUCCCCAUCAACAACCUGCCAUACCAGCAUCCAACAGCUAAAAUCCUGAUCAGGCCAAAGGGUGAGGGCAUCGCUGUGUACGCUCCCAGCCAUGGUCUGCAUGAAGUCUACUUUGACAAGAACACAUGGAAGGUUAAAGUUGUAGACUGGAUGAAGGGACAGACCUGUGGACUCUGUGGAAAGGCUGAUGGGGAAGUCAGACAGGAAUACCGUACACCAAACGGCCGUGUGACCAAGAGUGCAGUCAGCUAUGCUCAUUCUUGGGUUCUGCCAGCUGAGAGCUGUAGGGAUACCACUGAGUGCCGUAUGAAGCUUGAAUCUGUGCAGCUGGAGAAGUCAGUCAACAUCCAUGGUCAGGAAUCCCGAUGCUACUCUGUUGAGCCUGUGCUGCGCUGUCUGCCUGGAUGUUUCCCUGUGAAGACCACCACUGUCAUGGUUGGCUACCACUGCCUGCCUGCUGAUUCAGCCCUGAAUCGUGCUAACAGCCUGAACAACAUCUACGAUAGCAGUGUGGACUUAAGGGAAACAGCAGAAGCCCACUUAGCCUGCAGCUGCACAGCUCAGUGUGCUUAA